GUGAACCAGAUGGCCGCGGCGAUGGAAUCUGGGACGGAGGACUCGUAGUAUCUCUCUAGAUCCGGCAAAAGCGAAAGACCCCCUAGUUCCAUUCGAAUGAAGGCUGACUGCUGAGCCCACUCUGGCCCCGGCGGGCCCCCGUGGUUGCGAGCCGGAGCUGCCAUAGCUUAUGGCUAGAGCAAUGGGAGGGGCCUCAGCAGAGAGAACAGAACAGAACCACCGUAAGGAUAACGAGUGCUCCGCCCGUCAAGCGGGCGGCAGGAGCAGCAGGCAAGUACUUGGUAGGCCAACAGUCCAGUGGGCACUCGACGAAAGGGGGCACACGGAGCAAGUACGAGAAAUUGGCCCCGCUCCGCUUUAUAAAAAGCAAGGACCCACUACGGGAGGUCAAAAACCCAGGACCUAUGGAAGUCGGGGCUCGUCCCCGGUCAAUAUUGGAUCAAACAAAACAAGCAAUAGGGGCCCGUAGCACUGACCUCUUUUUUUAUUGAUUCAAUAUAAUAGGGGAAAAGAUCGUACAGUUCCCUACCGAGACAAGAGACACUCUUAACAGAUCCUCCGCGCGCUGGGCAUACCUCUUCCGUGCGUCUUUCUCGUGGCAGGAACAGAACAACAGGGAAAGAAAGACCCGGGGCCGACCUGCCCAGGGCUCGAGGGCGAGCUUUAUUUAAGAGAGAAUGGGGAGCGAAUCGAAAGGCUUCCGUUUUAGUUCUUGGUUUGGUUCGGGCUCCUCUCGAUCUUUUUCGUAGUAGGGAAGGGGGAAGGAGUCUAAAUCUAUGGACAUUAAUGAACCAUCAUUGAUGGACGUUGCACAUGACACGAUCAAUUCGACUCAGGGUCCGGCGCUAAUAGAGGUUGCUUACUUUCCUAGUAGCGAAGGAAAAGGGCAGGGCUUUUUUCGUGGUAAUAGUGGGCGGGUCUCCUUUCGAAGUAAAGGCCUUCGCAUUCCUAAUCCGCCCCACCAACCCCGGACGGCUUAGUUUGUCCCAGCUUGGUGAAUCGCAUCCCCGCGCAACGACAUAGUUUGUGCGCCCUUUACCGUUCUCGCUCAGUGUUUGCAACGGCUGGGGAGGCAGUCGUAGAAGCGAAGUCUAUCGCCACGCCAACCAUCAAAUACGAGAUUGGGCCCCUUCUCAAAGAUUUGAUGGAAUGGCCCACCCAAUAGCGCUUAUGUCAUAUGGGAACUCAUGGCUGGAAACAAUCCUUAUGGUUUUGAUAUCCGGUAGGAAUAAUAAGAAUCAAAGUCCAGGUAGGUUGGUGAGCCUAGUGAUAGGAGACUAUCUAGCUUGGUUCGGAGAGCACUUGUUGGGUUAAAAACUUUUUUUGUUGCUAAAUGUUACAGCCUAAAUGCUGAACUAUUGACUCUACUCGUUCGGAUGGGUGUUCACCCCAAAGUGUUCCCGGACUGCAUGCAUACAUCCGUAAGUAACUUAGUGCAACAUGGCAAAUUUCAUUGAGAGGAAUCAGCAAAGAAAAGAAAAACGGGUCAACAUCUUAAUGUGUAUUUGAGGAUAUUUUAGGGCCCUAGAACGCAAAAAAAAGGUGGGUGAACAAGAGUUGUCACGAUAGGAAAGAGAAAUGACUAUAAGGAACCAACGGUUCUCUCUUCUUAAACAACCUAUAUCCUCCACACUUAAUCAGCAUUUAGUAGAUUAUCCAACCCCGAGCAAUCUUAGUUAUUGGUGGGGGUUCGGUCCGUUAGCUGGUACCAUGAUACUUUCUGUUUUGUCGAGCCCUGCUUUGGUCUCUGGUUUGAUGGUUGCACGUGCUAAAAAUCUGGUACAUUCCGUUUUGUUUCCCAUCCCUAUCUUUUUUUCUAUCAAUCAACUUUUCCAUUACUUUUGUAGGCUUCCUAUUAUAAAGCACCUGGCAACAAAAUGCCAACUCCUUCUUUUUUUGAUUUCUCACUUUCUGCUUUUGCUGGUUCUUACCAAAUUGGUACUUGAUCUGGGCGGCUAUCUCUUUAUGGACGACCUGAGUCGUGCCCUUUCUCAAUUCGUCCCCGGUUUUUCCGGGGGAUUGGGAGGGGGUUCUAAUACGCCGCCCAACCCCUCAGGGGAUUUUUUUCUCUCUUCUUAUCAAACUUCAGACCCGGACUAUCACGAUCAGCGGAGGGGUGAUUCCUACUUUUCCUCCGCGCCCGGAGUACAGGAAACCCACCGGCACGCGUCGGGAAGUUCCACAAACCUUCACUUGAACCUAAACGACCAAAGCCAAGAUCCCAUUUUUUUAGAGGUUGAGCGCCUAAGCUUGAAAUGCGAUAAAGUGAAAGAAAAAACGAUAUUAAAGACCCAGUCUUUAUUGCUAGAAAGAGGUUACCAUAUUCCGGAUGAACGGGAUAUAGAACGAGCAAUAAAUGUUGUGAUGACUGAACAUGAAACGAUCGAUAUAGAUCGGCGUAGGAAACGGUUCUACUACCUUUACUCGUGUUUAGGAAAAACCGGAAACAAGUUUUGGAUGGAGCUACUGGAAACGCUGGCUGACUACAAUAUAAAUAUAAAAAGCGAUUCCGACAACUAACCUGCCAUUUCAGGUUUUUUGUUAGGUCUCGACUUUCUUUUCAGGCUUGACUCAUUAUUUUGCUAGGUAUAGGUCCUCUCCUUCAAAUACUGGAAGGUGGAUCACUUGUAGGAAUUGUAGGAAUGACAUAAUGCUAAUCCAUGUUGUACAUGGCCAAGGAAGCAUAAAAUGAUUCUUUCAUUCUAUAGAUACCUCUGGUAGGUAAAGCACUCGACUGUGCUUUAUUGAAAGUUCCCAUCGCGGGGGCGAGGAUACUUGCCUUCGCGGUUCGACUUUCUUUUCAGGCUUGACUCAUUCGCUAGCUUCUCCUCCCCUUUAGAGCUCUUUAUGAUGCCCACUGAGUAAGAUUCGGGGACUUCCGGCGCAGAAGCUCAUUCUGAACCGCGGGAACCUUCGUCUCAAUCUUCAUAAUCAAUUUAUGCACUUUUUUCUUAUGUGAUUUCAUAGUUCGAGGCGCUUAAUGAAGAAGCAGCUAUAGUUCCUCUCGGGCUAGAAUGACUGACUUGGCUUUCGACUGAUAUAGUGCAUGGGUCUGUACUUCAGGCUGAGGUUCUUGGAUUGAAAUCUUAUGAUGUUCUGACUGACCUUUUCCCUCCUCGACUUGAGUAGAUAGUCAGGGUUUCAGAAUAUGUUUGUUGGAUGGGAAUAUGGUGCUUGAUGGUGUUGUUGUUCAGACCUCGGCUUUCUCCCUUCCUUUCGUAUAUGCCAUGCCAGCUGACAGGGAGAUCUUCGUUGUUCAGCUUAUAUUAGAGUCGUUCUACCUUCUAUGGGUCCAAGGGAAAUGGGGCAGUUGUUCCAUCUUCCCAUGCCUGGACUACCGAUAGUUCCCUCUUCUUCCUCUUAUUGUUUCCCUCUUUCGUACGUACACACGUCGUCAAGGGAUUGAUGCUAAACAACCAAAGCUGCCUUGGCUGCUGUGACUGCCUCUCCUUGCCUCCUAUCCUUUAAGUCGAGUACUUCGUUCCUUUUCAGUCGAGUUAUCGCUUUCGCUUCUUUUGAUCCUGCAGAGGCAGGACAAACUCCCGGCGAGCAAGGUCAAGAUGCCGAUGCUGUCGGUCUGCAGCCUCCUUUAGUCAACGAAGCGAACUGGCUGAACUCUAUGUCUUUUGGCUUCGUCUUGCUGAAAGAAAAAGAGUGAGGAAAACAAAGCAACAAAAGAGAGUGGCAACAAGAAGAAUGGAAGGCUUCCCGUUACUGAAGUGAACUUCUCGGUAAGUCCGGCACUCUGCCCCAUAUACCUUAUUCGUAGUAUCGCUCCUAUCUCGAUGAAGCUUCUAGCCUACACCGGGGUUCCUCUCGAUACAUCUUGCAAGGGAUUUCUAGUUGACUGUUGCCUCUCCUUCUCCACCACCGAAUCCUUACCCUCCUCUUCUCUCCGGCUAGACAUCUGCUUUGGCUUCACCGGCUGACUCGGAUGUAAGCGAUGAACUAGUCUCUCCUACAGUUAAUCAUUUCUAUGGUGUGGGUAGCGAGGUUCUUCUUCUCCAUUGAAGAAAUGAGCAGCCUUGAGACCCAGGAGAAUAGCUUCAACAUAGCCUUCACCAUCUGACCCGGAGCCCUUGCCGUUCACUUCACUACUACGUACGCCAGGAUCUAGCCCUUAGCUGCAGAGAUUCGGAUAAAGCUCUGUGCUCUCUCCAACAGCGUAUUAUCCCGUAGCUACCGCUCUUUCCUGCCACUUCAAAGUGGAAUUCUUUCUCUGUGUUGCUUUGCGAAUUGGGAUUGAGUCUCAGCCAAGAAAGAUAAGGUGAUCGAAAGGUCAAAUCAGAGAUCUCCUCGCUUACCCCUGAAGGAGCUGAUCGAGGACCAAUGUCAGAACACUCGAGUUGGCCUUCCUUCCCUACGGAUGAGGAGAUUCAACAGAUUAUGGUUUAGAAGCCGAACAAAGAGCAUUGGUGUGACCGUUAGCAGCCCAGUCGUGCCCUCCCCUGAACACUCGGACGAGAGGGUGAGGGUGGGUGCCUCUCUAUGAUUCGUCUAUCUAUGUUCCUAUCUAUCGGAAUGACUCCCACCGCUGCUUCAAUCUAUAUCUCCCGGUAAAGUGAAAUCAUCAAUCUGAAUCAAUUGAAUCCUUCGAUAUCAGUGAAAUCCUCCAUCUAUGAUUGCUCCUUCAUUUCCUCAAUCGGAAGAGUCUUCUUCUCUUCUGUCAGUUGAUCAGCAUCCCUUUUCCAAGAACACCUCGAAUUCGGCCUACUCUACUUCCCGGAAUGAGACGGGGGUCGAGUCAUAGGAGCUGCUUCUCUCUGCUAUUGGACUUGCAACAGCGGUCUCUCUAUAGGAAAGAGAUAGCUCGUUCACUCCGUCUCUCUCUGCUUUGCCGACCAGAAACUUUCCGUAUCGUACUUAAGAGCCCGAAAGCACACUCCUCUGCUUUGAUUCCAGGUUAGGGAUAAGAACUCUUCACUGUUGAAUAGAGAGAUUCAAUUGCUAGUAAGUUAUUCAAUCGAUACUUCUGGGCCUGCCUACGCUGAUGAAUCCCUCCUUUCUUCAGGUAGCAUGAGAAGAUGGAAUCUCAGACUUGCAAAGCAGACCUACGACUCAGGUCUCGAAGAGCCUUGCCAUAGCGUACAGAGAAAGCAAGAGGACCGGUAGCUCUAGAGUCCAGGGGGUCUUCACCUUUACUUAUAGUCGAGUGGGCAGCGUUGACGGAAGGAGAGUCAGGUAUUCACUUAGUUGACGCUAUCGUCCUUCUAAUCCAUCUUUCCGUUUAGCUCGGCAUUGCUAUUGAUCUCUAUCUCUGCUGAAGCAUGUUAUUGAUCGGGAAUCGUUCCUUGACCAUAUUGGUCUUAUCCAUCCUCCUCUAACCCCUACCAACUUCGAUAGCGAUCACUAAGGCAACCUACAUCCUCUAUCCCUUAGCCUCUCUCAAUGUAUGCAAGAGUCUCCCUGCGAGGAGAAGGAAGGCAAACAACAGAAAGGAGAGGGCACCAGCAAGUGAAACACACAUGGAAGUCAGUCUAGCAAUCUAUCCCAGCCAAGAAGCCGUUAAAAAGAAGUCAGGAUACCCGAGGUAAGCCAACCAAGCCAAUGAUCCAACCAAGCCAAUGAUGUGGUUUGAUGCAUCGAUCUUCUUCCGAACAAGGUAGCCAACCAAGAAAGUAUCUGAUCACCCAUCCGAUACGAAGACCUUUGAUAGUCAACCUCUCCAGCUUGAUAGUCCCUCUCCAGUCAAUAAAGAACCUUCCCUUGCGAAAUAACCUUCCCUUGCCAGGCAGUUGGCUUUGUUCCUUGGUAAAGAAGAGAAAGCUAACGGGUAAGCGGAUGGCAAAGAAGAGAAAG
Arabidopsis thaliana (thale cress) is the source of this 5799-nucleotide messenger RNA. Its product is annotated as Cytochrome b/b6 protein. Gene Ontology annotation, biological process: respiratory electron transport chain. Gene Ontology annotation, cellular component: membrane; mitochondrial membrane. The record is from RefSeq and is marked reviewed. NCBI's taxonomy places the organism in Eukaryota, Viridiplantae, Streptophyta, Magnoliopsida, Brassicales, Brassicaceae. The transcript has a single exon. Bases 1579 to 2520 code for a protein of 313 amino acids.